UCAACUCCGCUUGCUCCCUCUGUGUUCACAGAAGAGGGCAAUGACCGCGUGGCUCCUGCCAGCGGGUGGGCUUCCCGGCGCCGGCUUCUGCGUCCCUGCGUGGCAGUCCUGGUCCAGCCUUUCGCGGGUCCUGUGCUGGCCAGGGCCUCGGCUGCACGGACUCCUGCUGCUGCUGCUGCUCCCGCCGCCUGCUGUCCUCUCGUCCGUGUUCAAAGUGGGGGUCCUGGGCCCCUGGGCUUGCGACCCCAUCUUCGCCCGGGCCCGCCCAGAUCUGGCUGCGCGUCUGGCCGCUAACCGCCUGAACCGACACCUUGCCCUAGACGGCAACGGCGGCCCCCGGUUCGAGGUUGCGCUGCUCCCAGAGCCUUGCCUGACCCCAGGCUCUCUAGGGGCUGUGUCCUCUGCGCUGGCUCGAGUCUCUGGCCUGGUGGGUCCGGUGAACCCCGCAGCCUGCCGGCCAGCCGAACUGCUAGCCCAGGAGGCUGGAGUAGCUCUGGUGCCCUGGGGCUGCCCAGGCACGCGGGCGGCGGGUACUACAGCCCCGGCGGUGACCCCCGCUGCAGAUGCCCUCUACGUCCUCCUUAGAGCAUUCCGCUGGGCCCGCGUGGCCCUGAUCACGGCGCCCCAGGACCUGUGGGUGGAGGCGGGACGUGCUCUGUCCACAGCACUCAGGGCGCGGGGCUUGCCAGUUGCCCUAGUGACCUCCAUGCAGCCCUCAGACCUGUCUGGAGCUCGGAAGGCCCUCAGGAGGAUCCGGGACGGGCCUAGAGUUAGAGUGGUGAUCAUGGUGAUGCACUCGGUGCUGCUGGGCGGCGAGGAGCAGCGCUACCUACUGGAAGCUGCAGAAGAGCUGGGCCUAGCUGAUGGCUCUCUGGUCUUCCUGCCCUUCGACACGCUCCACUACGCGUUGUCUCCAGGCCGGGAGGCUCUGGCUGCUCUGGUCAACAGCUCCCAGCUUCGCAGAGCUCACGAUGCGGUGCUCACACUCACGCGCCACUGUCCUCCGGGAGGCAGCGUGCAGGACAGCCUGCGCAGGGCCCAAGAGCACCAGGAGCUGCCCGCUGACCUCAACCUGCAGCAGGUCUCUCCACUGUUUGGAACCAUCUAUGAUGCUAUCUUCCUGUUGGCUGGGGGAGUGACAAGAGCCAGAGAAGCUGUGGGUGGUGGCUGGGUGUCGGGUGCAUCUGUGGCCCGCCAAGUUCAGGAAGCCCAAGUCUCUGGCUUUUGCGGGGUCCUGGGAAGAACCGAGGAGCCCUCCUUUGUGCUGCUGGAUACAGAUGCGUCAGGAGAUCGGCUCUUCACCACACAUCUGUUGGAUCCUAUCCGAGGCUCUAUACGCCCUGCUGGGCCCCCUGUGCACUUCCCUCGAGGUGGACCUGCGCCUGGGCCAGAUCCUUCCUGCUGGUUUGAUCCAGAUGUGAUCUGCAAUGGAGGAGUGGAGCCAGGCCUGGUCUUCAUUGGCUUCCUCCUGGUGAUCGGGGUGGGACUGACCGGAGCCUUCCUGGCUCAUUACCUGAGGCACAGGCUGCUACACAUGCAAAUGGUCUCCGGCCCCAACAAGAUCAUCCUGACUAUGGAAGAUGUUACCUUCCUUCACCCACCAGGGGGCAGCUCUCGGAAGGUGGCCCAGGGCAGUAGAUCAAGUCUGGCUACCAGGAGCACAUCAGACAUUCGCAGUGUCCCCAGCCAGCCCCCAGAGAGCAGCAACAUUGGCCUCUAUGAGGGAGACUGGGUUUGGCUGAAGAAAUUUCCAGGGGAUCAUCAUAUGGCCAUCAGGCCAGCAACCAAGACAGCCUUCUCCAAGCUGCGGGAGCUCCGGCAUGAGAAUGUGGUUCUCUACCUGGGGCUGUUCCUGGCGGGGACAGCAGACAGCCCUGCCGCCCCUGGGGAGGGCAUUUUGGCUGUGGUCUCCGAGCACUGUGCUCGGGGCUCCCUCCAUGACCUCCUGGCCCAGAGAGACAUAAAGCUGGACUGGAUGUUCAAGUCUUCUCUCCUGCUGGACCUCAUCAAGGGAAUGAGGUAUCUGCACCACCGCGGUGUGGCCCACGGGAGGCUUAAGUCUCGGAACUGCGUGGUGGACGGGAGGUUCGUGCUCAAGGUGACAGAUCAUGGCCACGGGCGACUGCUGGAAGCGCAAAGGGUGUUACCGGAGCCUCCCAGUGCAGAGGAUCAGUUAUGGACAGCCCCAGAGCUGCUUCGGGACCCAGCCCUGGAGCGACGUGGAACCCUCGCUGGGGAUGUCUUUAGCCUGGGCAUCAUCAUGCAGGAGGUCGUGUGUCGCAGCCCUCCCUAUGCUAUGCUGGAGCUCACACCCGAGGAAGUGAUCCAGAGGGUACAGAGCCCUCCCCCACUGUGUCGGCCCCUGGUGUCAAUGGACCAGGCACCCAUGGAGUGCAUCCAGCUGAUGACGCAGUGCUGGGCAGAGCAGCCAGAACUUCGGCCUUCUAUGGACCACACCUUUGACCUGUUCAAGAGCAUCAACAAGGGCCGGAAGACGAACAUCAUCGACUCCAUGCUUCGGAUGCUGGAACAGUACUCCAGUAACCUGGAGGACCUGAUCCGAGAGCGCACAGAGGAGUUAGAACAGGAGAAGCAGAAGACAGACAGGCUGCUCACGCAGAUGCUGCCUCCAUCUGUGGCUGAGGCCCUGAAGAUGGGGACAUCUGUGGAGCCCGAGUACUUUGAAGAGGUGACGCUCUACUUCAGUGACAUCGUGGGCUUCACCACCAUUUCGGCCAUGAGUGAGCCCAUUGAGGUGGUGGACCUUCUCAAUGACCUCUAUACGCUCUUUGACGCCAUCAUUGGGGCCCACGAUGUCUACAAGGUGGAAACAAUCGGCGAUGCCUAUAUGGUGGCCUCCGGGCUGCCACAAAGGAAUGGGCAGCGGCAUGCCGCAGAGAUUGCCAACAUGUCACUGGACAUCCUCAGUGCGGUAGGCUCUUUCCGCAUGCGCCAUAUGCCUGAGGUACCAGUGCGCAUCCGCAUUGGCCUGCACUCAGGCCCGUGCGUGGCUGGUGUUGUGGGCCUCACCAUGCCUCGGUACUGCCUGUUUGGAGACACAGUCAACACGGCCUCACGAAUGGAGUCCACGGGGCUACCUUACCGCAUCCACGUGAACAUGAGCACUGUUCAGAUUCUUUGUGCUCUGGACCAGGGCUACCAGAUGGAGCGGCGGGGCCGCACAGAGCUGAAGGGCAAGGGUGCUGAGGACACGUACUGGCUUGUGGGUAGACAGGGUUUCAACAAGCCCAUCCCCAAACCACCGGAUCUGCAGCCAGGGGCCAGCAACCAUGGCAUCAGUCUGCAGGAGAUCCCCCCAGAGAGGCUCAGGAAGUUGCAGAAAGCCAGGCCGGGCCAGUUCACUGGGAAGUGAAGCUCCCUGGGAACAGGAUUAUUCUGCAAGGCCCUUUCUGAAGUUGCUGCUAUACCUGGGUCUGACAUCUGAGGCUUCCAUCCAGUUCUGCCUCCAAGGACUGAGCCAGGAGUCUGCUGCAGACCAGCAAUGUGACCUUGGGAAGAUCUGAAGUGCUGUUCAGUCUCCCCUGGGUGGUAGAAUGAGGGGGGCUAAGUGAUUUCCACCACGCUGUGGCCCUUACAGUGGCCUUUAG
Peromyscus leucopus (white-footed mouse) is the source of this 3608-nucleotide messenger RNA. It is a transcript of the gene Gucy2d, whose product is annotated as guanylate cyclase 2D, retinal. Lineage: Eukaryota; Metazoa; Chordata; Mammalia; Rodentia; Cricetidae. The record is from RefSeq and is a predicted model, not a curated record. The coding region runs from base 41 to 3373 and encodes 1110 amino acids. The transcript is spliced from 19 exons. Gene Ontology annotation, biological process: protein phosphorylation; receptor guanylyl cyclase signaling pathway; cGMP biosynthetic process. Gene Ontology annotation, molecular function: ATP binding; guanylate cyclase activity; protein kinase activity.